AUGCCAUAUAAUAUCAUACGUCAUAUCCGUUUCGAGGUUUGCCUCGACUGCGGGGCGGAUAUAGUGCGUGAACACUUAUCCACGCUCACUGAUCUCUAUUUCACCACGGUUGUUAUAUAUACCGACGCGUCGUGCCGCGAUACACCUUCUCAAUACGAUGCUAUUGCGGCGUACUUCGGCACCGGUCAUCCGCUGACGCAGGGCCAGCCUGUUCGCGUAUUCACAGAUAGUCAACACACGACCGAUGGCCUCGACCUUAUCUAUCAAUCAUACAACAAUCUUCGUCAGAAUCCGUUGACUUCCCUCCUGGGGGCCCCAACUCGCUACCCCUAUCCAUACACACUUAUGAGCCUUUAUUUGCUUUUGAAUCAGAUGCCAGGUGUAACCGUGAGCUGGUGUCGAUCCCACAGCGGUAUUCCGGGAAAUGAAAUUGUUGAGCAGACUAUAUGGCUAGGCAUGCGUAGAACAAAGGCCAUGAUUAUGGGCCUAUCACCCAGCACAGGACUCAAAGAGCAAGAGAAAAUGACGAAGAAAUUAGAAGAUGGAGGUGUCAGUGGAAAUGGACGGUUGAAAGAGAUUGGAGAAGACUGGUUUCUGUUUUUGAAAGGAUUUGCAAGAAAAGGCAAUAAGACAAGACUUUUUUGGAGGUUGGCGAAUGUGUAUUUCCCUUCUCGAGCGCCCUUUCUUAAGCCAACAUUUUUGAUGCUUGAUGAACCGGCCAACCAAACACCAAUCUUGGGAUUAUUGGGUGGGAAUAUCAACCGCUUUCUAGUC
Messenger RNA from Mesorhabditis belari, 774 nucleotides. The record is from the annotation of a GenBank genome assembly. Lineage: Eukaryota; Metazoa; Nematoda; Chromadorea; Rhabditida; Rhabditidae.